This is a messenger RNA of Cydia pomonella (codling moth), 2927 nucleotides long. It is a transcript of the gene Vha100-2, whose product is annotated as V-type proton ATPase 116 kDa subunit a 1. The coding region runs from base 175 to 2694 and encodes 839 amino acids. Gene Ontology annotation, biological process: vacuolar acidification; proton transmembrane transport. The record is from RefSeq and is a predicted model, not a curated record. NCBI's taxonomy places the organism in Eukaryota, Metazoa, Arthropoda, Insecta, Lepidoptera, Tortricidae. The transcript is spliced from 15 exons. Gene Ontology annotation, cellular component: vacuolar proton-transporting V-type ATPase complex; plasma membrane; vacuolar proton-transporting V-type ATPase, V0 domain. Gene Ontology annotation, molecular function: ATPase binding; proton-transporting ATPase activity, rotational mechanism.
GAGUCGAUGUAGGAUGCGCGAGCGCCGCGCCGCGGAGGCUGCGCCGCCGCCGGCCAGUGCUGUCAACUGCUCGGCACGAUCACGAGAUAGCUCGAUUUCCUUAUCAGAGAAACUGCCGCGCUACUGUUUGCAGUCGAGGAUCGUUUUAUUGAAGCAGGAACAUAAGCGGCCAACAUGGGGGCUAUGUUCCGGAGCGAGGAGAUGGCGCUCUGCCAGCUCUUCAUACAGCCCGAGGCGGCGUACACCUCGGUCUCGGAGCUGGGAGAAGCCGGCACUGUGCAGUUUAGAGAUCUAAACCCCGACGUGAAUGCGUUCCAACGCAAAUUCGUCAAUGAGGUCCGCCGCUGCGACGAGAUGGAGCGGAAACUGCGCUACAUUGAAACUGAAGUUCACAAAGAUGGAGUACAUGUCCCCGACGUCAAGGAGGCCCCGCGCGCGCCCAAUCCUAGGGAAAUCAUCGACUUGGAGGCGCAUUUGGAGAAGACAGAAAAUGAAAUCCUGGAGCUGUCUCACAACGCAGUCAACCUAAAGCAAAAUUACUUGGAAUUAACCGAGCUGCGUCAUGUUUUGGAAAAGACUGAGGCGUUCUUCCUCGCGCAAGAGGAAAUCGGAAUGGACUCCUUGACCAAAUCCCUGAUGUCGGACGAGUCGGCCCAGCAGGCGGCCAACCGCGGGCGCCUCGGCUUCGUGGCCGGCGUGGUGCAGCGCGAGCGCGUCCCCGCGUUCGAGCGCAUGUUGUGGCGCAUUUCGCGCGGCAACGUGUUCCUGCGCCGCGCUGAGCUGGACAAACCUUUGGAGGACCCGAAUACUGGCAACGAGAUCUACAAGACGGUGUUCGUGGCGUUCUUCCAAGGCGAGCAGCUGAAGUCCCGCAUCAAGAAGGUGUGCACCGGCUUCCACGCGUCGCUGUACCCGUGCCCGCCCUCCAACGGCGAGCGGCAGGACAUGGUCAAGGGCGUCAGGACCCGUCUGGAGGAUCUCAACAUGGUACUCAACCAGACCCGCGACCACAGACAGCGCGUGUUAGCCAGCGUGGCCAAAGAGCUGGCCAGCUGGACCAUCAUGGUGCGCAAGAUGAAGGCCAUCUACCACACACUCAACCUGUUCAACAUGGACGUCACCAAGAAAUGCCUCAUCGGGGAGUGCUGGGUGCCCACCGCGGACUUGCCGAAUGUGCAGAAGGCGUUGGCUGACGGAUCGAACGCCUGCGGCAGCUCGAUCCCCUCGUUCCUGAACUGCAUCGAAGCGGACGAGGAGCCGCCGACGUUCAACCGCACCAACCGCUUCACGCGCGGCUUCCAGACCCUUAUCGAUGCUUAUGGUGUCGCCUCCUACAGAGAAUGCAACCCUGCGUUAUACACAAUCAUCACUUUCCCCUUCUUGUUCGCCGUGAUGUUCGGCGAUCUCGGGCACGGCGCCAUCAUGGCCAUGUUCGGCGCCUGGAUGGUCAUCAAGGAAGUCCCUCUCGCCGCCAAAAAAUCAAAGAACGAAAUCUGGAACAUCUUCUUCGCUGGUCGCUACAUCAUUCUCUUCAUGGGCUGCUUCUCUAUGUAUACUGGACUGGUGUAUAACGAUAUAUUCUCGAAAUCUAUGAACAUUUUCGGCUCGGCGUGGAAGAUUCCGUACGACGAUCCGUAUAUGCAGGCGAAUCAGGCGCUUCAGCUGGAUCCUAAGGACUCUUAUAUCGACCAGCCUUAUUUCAUCGGUAUCGAUCCUAUCUGGCAGACUGCUGACAACAAAAUCAUCUUCCUGAACUCGUACAAAAUGAAACUGUCCAUCAUCUUCGGUGUCAUCCACAUGAUCUUUGGUGUCUGCAUGAGCGUCGUCAAUUACAAUUUCUUCAAGCGCCGCUACAGCAUAGUCCUAGAGUUCCUGCCCCAGAUUAUUUUCCUGUGCCUUCUGUUCGCGUACAUGGUGUUCAUGAUGUUCUACAAGUGGCUCGCUUACAGCGCUUUUAACGACGAUCCCGCGUUCCGCCAAGGCUGCGCGCCAUCAGUGCUGAUUCUCUUCAUCAACAUGAUGCUGUUUUCAAGUGCCGAGCCGGAGAAGCCGUGCAAGGAGUUCAUGUUCGAAGGCCAGGGCACCAUCCAGCGCGCGUUUGUGCUGAUAGCCCUGUGCUGUAUCCCUGUCAUGCUGCUCGGGAAACCUCUGUACCUGCUGGCGGCCGGUAAGAAGAAGCACGCCGCCAAGCCUGAAAACUCAAACGGCAGUGUGAACGCCGGCAUCGAAAUGCAAGAACAGACCUCGAUCGGCGACGCCGAGCCCGCGCCGGCGACCAAGCCCGCGGCCGGCCACGACCACGAGGACGAGCCCUUCAGCGAGAUCAUGAUCCACCAGGGCAUCCACACCAUUGAAUACGUGCUCAGUACCAUCUCCCACACCGCCUCGUAUCUGCGACUGUGGGCGCUUUCGCUCGCUCACGCUGAGUUGUCCGAAGUACUGUGGAACAUGGUGCUAACCAUGGGCCUGAAGGACCACGGCUACGUCGGAGCCAUUAAGCUGUACGUGGCGUUCUGCUUCUGGGCGCUCUUCACGCUGGCUAUCCUCGUCAUGAUGGAGGGCCUCUCUGCCUUCCUGCACACGCUGCGUUUGCACUGGGUGGAGUUCAUGAGCAAGUUCUACUCGGGUCUGGGCUACAUCUUCCAGCCCUUCUGCUUCAAGACGAUCCUUGACGCUGCAGAGGAUGAAGAAUAAUUCCAUUAAUCAUUACUUUAGUACAGGGGUUCUCAACCAGUGAGGCGAAUGCCAGAAAACAAAAACAUAUUUAUUUGCCAUUUUUACUAUGAUAAAAUGAUUUAUCAGCAGAAGGUAAAAAAGGUUAGGUACCCCUAUUUUAGUAUUUAAAUCGCAACAGUAUUUUGACUAAUCUUUGUGUAGCAAGGUCACAAAACAGUUUGAUUAAUUAAAUAUUUAUGCAUGUUUUAAAA